UAGAUGAGCUAAACUUUUACACAGCAUGCAAGAAAAAUGCCGUUUAGUUCGAGGAUUUUCAAUUCUUCUUGUCAUAUUCUACAUUGCAAAUUCCGCAGCAGACGAUCGAUUUCAUAUAGGUACAAUUGCAAAUCGAGGGUCAUUUGCCUACGAACAUCUGAGAUACGCAAUAGAUCGAUGGAAUACAGAACAUGGAGCUCAUACUCAGAUCAAGUUUUCUAUUGUGUCCCCGAUUCGAUAUGAUAAUAAUUAUGAGGAGAGGAUGUGCGAAAUAAUGCAACAAGGAAUCGUAGCAGUUGUUUUAUCAAAUGAAGAAAGUGAACAAGACUCUCAGCUCAUUAAAUCUAUGUGCCACUAUUUCAAUAUUCCAUGCCUAUCACUUCAAUCAACAUCACUUCGAGAUUCUGUCUCCGAUUUUGUCACUCUGCUCGGUCCAUCUCGUGGAGCAGGUGCUCGUGCAACAAGCGAAUUUCUUGAUUCAAUGCGAUGGACAGGAUUUCUGUUAGCCUACCAGCAUGGUUCCGAUUUAGAAGAUCUUUCACCUUUGAUGCAAUAUAAACAGAUUGUUGAUACAGGUGGAAGAAGGAUUCACAUCAAAAUUAGAAGACUUCCAAAUAAUACUGACGAUUAUGAACCAUUUUUAAAAUAUGUAAAGACGAGGCUGAAACAAACUAACAUUAUAAUUCAUUCCAACAAUAUAACAGUUCUUUAUAAUCUUCUCCAACAAGCUAGAGGUCUCAAUAUGGCUGAGCCUCCAUUUUCAUAUGUUUUCACAAAUACGGAUUUGUCACUUUUGGAAGAUUUUUUGAAUAAUAUGUACGGAGCAUCAUUUCACUGUAACAUAACUGGAUUACAACUGGUCAAGAAUGAUCCAAUGAUGAAAACUCAAUUGGCACUCACAUCAGAAGCAGUUUAUGUUGUUGGAAUGUCAAUAUAUAGAAUGAGAGAACUUGGACAUGCUCCCCGCCAAUCAUCCAUAAUGUGUGAUUCUCAUGACAUUUGGUCAGAUGGACGAAUAAUGAAUGAAGGAAUUCGAAAGUUAAAACUACGAAACCAAUUAACUGGUGACGUACAAUUCAAAUCCAAUGGGGAGAGAGACGACAUCAUGUAUCACGGCGUCGGACGAAUCAACUCACAGUUUGUAAAACUUGGAAAUUGGUCUGAAAAACGUGGCUGGAACUUUGACAGUCGAUAUGCUAACCGAUGGGAAUUUGACAUUGAUCCAGAUUCAGAGGACUUGGAGGGAUUACACCUUCGAGUUGUUGUAUAUCUGGAAGAACCAUUUGUUAUCAAGACAGGAGAAAAUCAAUAUGAAGGCUUUUGUAUAGAUCUUCUCAAUGAGAUGACACAAGUUCUCAAGUUUAACUACACAAUUAUUGAAGUUCAAGAUGGAACUUAUGGAAUUGAGGAUGAAUCUGGAAGAUGGAAUGGAAUUAUUGGAGCAUUGCAACGACAUGAGGCUGAUCUUUCGUUAUCUGCUGUAACAAUUACUUAUAGUCGAGCAGAAGUUGUUGACUUCACACUUCCAUUUAUGCAUCUUGGAAUUUCAAUUCUUCUUGCAAGAACAUCAGAAGAAACAGAUAAAGGCUCACUUUGGACAUUCCUCGAACCUCUUUCACUGACAGUUUGGAUUAGUCUUCUCAUAAGUUAUUGUAUUGUUUCUUAUUCCAUGCAUAUUCUGGCAAAGUUUUCACCGUAUGAAUGGUACAAUUUGGAGCGAAUCGAUGAACGAGACUUUGAAAACAUAAAAAAUCAAAAAAACCAAUUCACAGUGCUCAAUUCAUUCUGGUUUACAAUGGGAUCACUUAUGCAACAGGGAUCGGAUGUUAUUCCAAGAGCUGCUGCAACUAGAUUAAUUGCUGUUGUUUGGUGGAUGUUUACUCAAAUUAUAAUAUCUUCUUAUACAGCACAAUUAGCUGCUUUUUUAACUGUAGAAAGAAUGUCUACUCCUAUAGAAAGCACACAGGAUUUAGCAAACCAACAGAAAAUUAGAUACGGAGUUUUAAAAAGCGGGUCAACAAUGGACUUCUUCCGUGAAAGUAAAAUACCGAUGUAUGAACGGAUGUGGUCCGUAAUGGAAUCAUCUUCUCCUGGAGUCUUCGUGAAUAGUUCUCGAGAAGGAAUUGCACGGGUUAAAUCGGGUGGAUACGCGUAUAUGAUGGAGAGUUCAAUGUUGGAAUAUUAUUUGGAGCGAGAUUGUGAAUUACAAAGUAUCGGAGGUCUUCUGGAUUCAAAGGGUUAUGGAAUAGCAUUGCCAAAAGGAUCACCGCUUCGUGAUAUUUUAUCUAGAACAGUGCUACAGUUGCAGGAGAGAACUAUAUUGGAAGCACUAAAAAAUAAAUGGUGGAGAGAUCGACGAGAAGGUCCUUCUUGUGGCCCUCCGCCUUCUGAAAAAGCAACAAAUUCAAAACCUCAGAAUAUAUUUGGUAUCUUCUAUGUUCUUCUAACAGGUCUUAUAGUUGCAUUCUUACUUGCUUGUGGAGAAUAUUGUAUAGAAUCUCGACAUGAAGCUUUCCGAUUAAAGCUCACAAUUGUUGGAAAAUUCAUGGACUGGUAUCGAGGUAACUCUAAUGAUUCAAAACAAAGAAGCAAGCUGAGAAAUAUGCAACUUGACACUGCUGGGCAAGAAGUAUCAAUUUUCAAUAAUAAAAUAGAGUAACGAAAUGGAAAAUGAGUAAGUUCAACUCGUCAUGAUCCUCCAACACCUCCACAACCAGCUCUCACCUCAAGACCAGAUCCAACUCGUCUUUCAAUAUCAUCUCCAGCACCAACUAUUUGCGUUGUGUCAUGUGAUGAUGGUACACCGAUCAGUAGAGAUAGACCACCAUCAAUUAGUAGAGCUGGACUUCGAAGAUUAAGUCGGAUGUUGCCAGCAGCAACACAUGAACAACUAUCACGAUUCCGUCAAGGAUCAAUGUCUUGAGACAUAUUAAUUCAUAUUGAAACCGUGUUUUUGUAAAUCUUGUAAUUAUUCAUUUUCACAUUCUACCUGUUAUUUGCCUAUUAUCAAAAACCAAACCCUUCCCUUUGUACUGGUAUUUUUCUAAUAAUUCCUCUAUGUUCUAAAAAUAAACUAAUUACAUUAC
Messenger RNA from Caenorhabditis elegans, 3086 nucleotides. It is a transcript of the gene glr-4, whose product is annotated as GLutamate Receptor family (AMPA). Gene Ontology annotation, biological process: regulation of postsynaptic membrane potential; monoatomic ion transmembrane transport. The transcript is spliced from 21 exons. NCBI's taxonomy places the organism in Eukaryota, Metazoa, Nematoda, Chromadorea, Rhabditida, Rhabditidae. The coding region runs from base 26 to 2659 and encodes 877 amino acids. The record is from RefSeq and is marked reviewed. Gene Ontology annotation, cellular component: membrane; postsynaptic membrane. Gene Ontology annotation, molecular function: ligand-gated monoatomic ion channel activity.